Messenger RNA from Archocentrus centrarchus (flier cichlid), 3663 nucleotides. RefSeq names its product rho GTPase-activating protein 20-like. Gene Ontology annotation, molecular function: GTPase activator activity. Gene Ontology annotation, biological process: signal transduction; regulation of Rho protein signal transduction. The record is from RefSeq and is a predicted model, not a curated record. NCBI's taxonomy places the organism in Eukaryota, Metazoa, Chordata, Actinopteri, Cichliformes, Cichlidae.
AGCGCAGAUAUUCAUUGAUGGCAGACAGAGAAAGCCUGGCUUUGCUUUGGGUUUUUUAUUAUUUUUGAUUGAUUUAUUUUUUUUAUCUAAAAUUUCCUCCUUGUAGUUUUUCCUUCAGGCAGCUUGAUCGCAAACUGAAAGUUUGCAGCGACCUCUUAGAAGCUUGUGGUGAAAUGGUUUGUAUCAGCCGGAGACGGAGGCUAUUAAUGGGACUUCUUCCACCCCCUGCAUCACCUGAGGACAGCUGAGCAGUGAGCCGGAGGGCGUCCGGAGGCUGGAUGGACAACAUGUCUCCACAGCAGCAACAGGACAGCCUCAGCCGAAGCGGCGCGCAGCAGGAGCACAAACGGCGAAUAAAGUCUCAGAGUUACCGGCGUCAGUCGGCCCCGUCUCUGGUCAUCACCAAGGCUCUAACCAGGUCCAAGACUCUCUCCAGAGAAAGUUUCCUGGUUCCCAUCUGUCCAGAGACGUGUCCACUGAUCCAGUCCUUCCUGACUGGCUCUGAUAGGUCCUUUCUUCUCCAUGGACAUGCUCAGUUGAAGACAGGGAUGCAAACUCAGGACAGACACCUCUUCCUCUUUAGUGACAUACUGGUGAUUGCCAAAGCUAAAUCAGCCAACCACUUCAAGCAGAAAGCCCAGGUGCGUGUGUGUGAGAUGUGGACGGCAGGCUGCAUGGACGAGGUGUGUGAGGGCAGCACAAACCCAGAGAGGAGCUUCGUGAUGGGCUGGCCCACCUGCAACUGUGUCGCUACUUUUAGGUCAGCAGAACAGAAGGAAAAAUGGCUCUCCCUCCUUAAGAGUCGAAUAAAAGAAGAGAAGGAGAAGGAAGAGCCAAAAACCAUCCCUGUGAGAGUGUACGGGAAGGGAAUCAAUACAUUUGCUCUUACCAAGACGGUCCCAGUCAGCAACUCAGAUUCAACCAAUGAGGUGAUCCGCCUGGCCCUACAGCAGUUUGGCAUCAUUGGGAAUGUCAAAGACUUCCAGCUGUGGGUCCUCUCAAAGAGGGACAACGCCCCUUAUCCUCUAAUUGGUCAUGAGUUUCCCUUCAGCAUCCACAUGAGUCACUUGAGAGGAGGCAGGGAUGCUGCUGCUCCACCUGCAGACAGACUGAAGGAUGCGCAGGCGUACAAGCAGUUUCAGUUCAUCCUCAAGCCUCGACCUGUCGAGCCACCGCAACAGCACGCAGAUUUCUCUGGGAAACCGUUCAAAAGGAGGCGCUCGCUCAUCGCCUGGGCCUUCUGGCGAGGCUCCUCCUCUCACCUGAACGAGCUGUCCCUCAGCGCUGCGCGAGGCUGUUUGUUCGGCCAGCCGCUCAGCUCCAUUUGUAGGGGUGACACGCUGCCAAAGCCGGUCAUGGACAUGUUGGCAUUUCUGUACCACGAGGGUUCGUGGACGCGGGGGAUCUUCCGUCGGCCGGCAGGUGCCCGGGCGGUCAGGGAGCUGCGGGAUGCUCUGGACAACGGAGAGUCUCAGCUUCCUCUGACGCGAGACCACGUCUUCAUCAUAGCUGGAGUCUUUAAGGAUUUCUUGCGUAGCAUCCCAGGCAGCUUGUUGUGCUGCGAGCUGCACGAAGACUGGAUGGAAGUGCUGGAGGAAGAGGAGGAGGAGGAGGAGCAGGUGCAAGACAUACAGAGGAUGAUUUGUCGGCUGCCAAAAGAGAACGCCCUCCUGCUACGCUACCUGCUGGCUGUUCUACACGGUAUCCAAGGCAAUGCCCAGGAGAACCAGAUGACUAGUUUUAAUCUGUCAGUGUGUAUUGCUCCCAGCAUGCUCUGGCCUCCUGGAGCGCCGUGUAGCCCUGAGGUGGAGGGAGAAGGAACUAAGAAGGUUUGUGAGUUGGUGAAAUUCAUGAUUGAACACUGUCAGCGGGUCCUCGGAGAGGAUCCCUCCUCCCUUUUCGGAGGGCCUCCACAAAGACUCAACAGUGAGGAGAUGGGAACAGAAUCCUGGAUUUACCCUCUGACCGAUUCAUCCUAUGACAGUCUCGAGAAUGAGUUGGACAACAGCAGCGGUGGCUCACCCGGCCUGUGCAAUAGAAGGCACCUCAAACCUAAACCCCUACAAGGCAGCCUGGACUCUAUCCUCACAUUCAGUGACUAUGACCAAGAUACUGCCCCAGAAACACGCCUCAACAAAUUGGGAAGACACAGAAGACAGGAACUAGACCUCUCCAGCCCCAGGCGGGAUGCACCAAUUGCAGACACCUCUUCGACCCUGGAGUCAUUGUCCCUGGAAUGUGGGCACAUGCAGCGGCGGCGUUCGGAGCCAGCUAUAGCAUAUGUGGCCAAGUUUCAGCCGUGCGUAUCAGCCAGCACCGAUGGUCUCACCGGUGAAGAUGAAGGUGAUGAAGAGCUUUCCAAGAAGCCUAGCAACCACAUGGUCGCUAGAAUGUACCCUAGAGGUCAAACCAGGAGGUGUGGAGGUGAAUCUGGGUUGGAAGCCAGCUCCUCCAGCCUCUCAUCCACCCCCAUGUCCCCUGCACCCACCCGCUCUUCCCUUGACUCCCUAGACUCCAUGACUGGUGACCAGACCUGGGCAUCCAGAUGGGGCGUUUACCCAAACAAGACACAUCUGCCAUCCGACUCCUCCUCAGGAUCUCUUUCCACCUCUGUCACUUCUACACCCCUCACCAUCAGCACUGCACUGGUCUCCAGUGAACAUACAGAGCGGGGGGCUUGCCCAAAAAUCCCCCCCAGAGAACCCCUCAACUGGGGGACAUUAAUAGGCUGUAGGGGCCUCCACCACUCAUGGCUGAAGAAAGACCGGAGGCUUUCACUCACCCAACAAGACAACUUGGACAAGGAAGAUGACAAGACUGCUGGAGGACCUACUGAUAAGUCGCUCACACCUGGGAAACCAGAAAAAGGAAAAGCAGGUGAGAAAGGAGGAGCAAAGCUGAUCUCAAGCAGCCAUCCCAAAACAUCCUGCAGAGCUUCCAAAGAUGCAGGAGGAGCAGGAGGAAGCCAUUUGAAAGGGAAGUCGGGGUCCCACAAACAGGACUCCUCCAGCCCCCCUUCACACUACCGCUCUACGGGAAACCUCCAGCUUCCCAAAUCUCCCUGGUUCCAUUCCUCAGACACCCCACUAACUUCAAGACAGAACAGUCCCAGGGGUGACGCCAGCACCGAGAGGUGUGCUACGCAAAGUGAUGUGACUGACCUAAGCAGCCACACCAUCUAUUUUUACAAGCAAGGGGGCCCUUCACUGUCCCUAUUCAAGCGAUCCAAGUCUCAAGCCACAGAGCAGGACCACAACACCUGGCUAUAUCAGCGCCGCGGGUCAGAACCAGGACGUCAAGUUGUUGACCGAGCCGCCACCUUGACCCGGGCGAGGUUGCCCAGACCGGGACUGAAAGUGUCUGACAUAGAGUCACAGGGAGGGACAUCAGAGGCCCGUUUCUGCCUCUCCCCCUGCGCCACCAAAGCAGUGAGGGACUACUUCUCCUCUCAUCCACGAAGCAAUCCCCAGAGCAGCCACCAGGUGGCGCUCGCCCUGGUGGAGAGUCGCAGGGAGUGGGUAAAGAGAUGCAGCGAUCCCACGGCAGAGCCAGACUUUGACCAGCUCCUGUUUGCUGAGGAGUCCUAUGUUUGACGAGUUGGUGCAACACAAAUCACCUUCCAACAAAGUGGAGCAAACAGAACUUCAGUUUCAGUGCAGUCAA